UCCUGCCCUGUGGGUGGAGAGGUGCGUGUCGGGGUGGAGGGGCGUUGGUUCUGGUUCUGUCCCGUCGUCAGUUGGACCUGAACGCGAACAUGCAGACGCCUGCUCUGAUUUCCACCUCCUGGCUGGCACGGAACCUGCAGGACCCGGGGCUGCGGGUCCUGGACUGCUCCUGGUACCUGCCGAUGAUGGACCGAGACGCUAAGAAAGAGUUCGCGCAGACCCACAUCCCCGGAGCCGCUUUCUUCGACAUCGACAAGUGCACCGACCCCGACUCCAAGUUCGAUCACAGCAUGCCGAGCGAACGCUUCUUCUCCGAGUACGUGGGUAACCUGGGCAUCGGGAAUCAAAGCCACGUCGUCGUGUACGACGCCAGCGACUUCGGGGCGUUCACAUGCUCCCGGGUUUGGUGGAUGUUUCGGCUCUUUGGUCACCCCCGGGUGUCGCUGCUGGACGGGGGCUUCAAGAAGUGGGUGAAAGAGGGGCAUCCGGUGACCAGCGCCGUCACUCGGCCCGAACUUGCGCGCUUCAACUCCACCAUCAACCGAUCCUGGGUCAAGACGUUCGAGGAGGUGACGGACAACAUCAGCAGCCAGAAGUUUCAGCUGGUGGACGCAAGGAGUCACGAGAGGUUCUGGGGGAAAGAACCGGAGCCCAAAGAAGGUGUGGACCCGGGUCACAUCCCCGGCUCCAAGUGCAUGCCCUUCUUCGAGUUCAUGGACGAGGACGGGCUGAUGCUCCCGCCUGAGGAGCUACGGAAUUUCUUCCAGAGGUCUCAGGUGGAUCUGAGUCAACCUCUGUGUGGCACCUGUGGCUCUGGCGUCACCGCCUGUCACGUGGUUCUGGCCGCCCAUCUCUGCGGGGCUCCGGACGCCUCGGUCUACGUGGGGUCCUGGUUUGAGUGGUUCACCAAAGCUCCACCCCAGCACAUCCUGCCUGGGGUGAAGAGGCAGCUGUGAGGAGCAGAAGCGCCACUCCCAUCAGCAGCACAGCUUCUGCUCUUCCCAAGACGUGAGCUUGCACCACUGCGAGUUGGUGCUUAUUUAGAAGACACGUGAGACUCCUGCACCUCUUUACUCCAGCCUUCAUCCACCUAGUCAGGCAGAGAAAGAUGAACAAAUAAACAACUGCAACAAAUAAA
Synchiropus splendidus (mandarinfish) is the source of this 1138-nucleotide messenger RNA. Its product is annotated as thiosulfate sulfurtransferase-like. Gene Ontology annotation, cellular component: mitochondrion. Bases 90 to 956 code for a protein of 288 amino acids. Gene Ontology annotation, molecular function: thiosulfate-cyanide sulfurtransferase activity. The transcript is spliced from 2 exons. The record is from RefSeq and is a predicted model, not a curated record. Gene Ontology annotation, biological process: transsulfuration. NCBI's taxonomy places the organism in Eukaryota, Metazoa, Chordata, Actinopteri, Syngnathiformes, Callionymidae.